Messenger RNA from Vicia villosa (hairy vetch), 435 nucleotides. RefSeq lists its product as uncharacterized. The record is from RefSeq and is a predicted model, not a curated record. The transcript has a single exon. NCBI's taxonomy places the organism in Eukaryota, Viridiplantae, Streptophyta, Magnoliopsida, Fabales, Fabaceae. Gene Ontology annotation, molecular function: DNA helicase activity. The coding region runs from base 1 to 435 and encodes 144 amino acids. Gene Ontology annotation, biological process: telomere maintenance; DNA repair.
AUGUGGAACACUUUAUCAGCUGCACUUAGGUCUAAGAAAAAAAUUGUCUUGCCUGUUGCAUCAAGUGGGAUUGCAAGUUUGUUGUUACCAGGUGGCAGAACAGCUCAUUCUAGGUUUAAGAUUUUUGUCCCUACUUUAGAAACUUCUAUUUGCAACAUUAACAAAAAAGAUGAUCUUGCUGAGCUUCUAAAGAUGACAGAUCUUAUAAUAUGGGAUGAAGCUCCGAUGGCUAACAAAUGUUGCUUUGAGUCUCUUGAUAAAUCCUUGAAAGAUAUUAUGAGCGGAAUGCCUAAUGCAUCUCAAAAAAUAUUUGGAGGCAAGGUUGUCGUCUUUGAUGGUGAUUUCAGACAAAUUCUCCCCGUUAUACCAAGAGGUACUAGAUCCGAUAUUAUCCAUGCAACAAUCAAUUCUUCUUAUAUUUUGGGACCACUGUAA